Molecule: messenger RNA, 1581 nt
Organism: Saccostrea echinata
Lineage: Eukaryota; Metazoa; Mollusca; Bivalvia; Ostreida; Ostreidae
Exons: 5
Coding region: 1-1581 (526 amino acids)
Source: RefSeq, a predicted model, not a curated record
AUGGAUGAUCAGCAACAGCAGUUAAACUUGUAUGUGGUCGACAAAGGGGGACCACCUUUAUUUGGUCGAGAGUGGCUAAGGGACAUAUCAGCCAGAAUAAAAGUAGAGAAGUCGGCGAAGCCCAAGUUUUGCAAAGCUCCUGUGGUACCGUAUUCGUUGCACUCCAAAGUUGAUCAGGAACUGGACCGUCUUAUCAAGACUGGAAUUCUCAUCACAGUGAAUCCCGUCUUGGACAUAGACCAGUAUCCUCUACCCAAGAUCGAAGACAUAUUUGCAAGUCUGGCGGGAGGUCGACAGUUUACAAAACUGGACUUGAAGAAUGCUUAUCAUCAAAUGAUAGUGAGAGAAGAGGACAGACAUUAUCUCACGAUAAAUACUCACCGUGGUCUAUUUCAGUACAACAGGCUUGUGUUCGGAAUAGCCUCGGCACCAGCGAUAUGGCAGAGAGCCAUGGACAAAGUUCUUCAAGGAAUUAAGGGAGUACACUGCAACAUGGAUGAUAUGAUCAUUACUGGGAGAACACCUGAAGAACACCUGAAAAACUUAGAACAAGUCUUGAAGCGACUUGACCGUUGCGGGUUAAAAGCAAAUGUUGACAAGAGUGAGUUCCUAAAAGACAAAAUUGAAUUUUGUGGCCAUGUGAUAGAUGCAGAAGGACUCCACAAAACAUCAAAGAAAAUCGAAGCUGUGCUAAAUGCUCCAGAACCAAAGAAUGUGUCUGAACUCAGAGCUUUCUUAGGACUCAGCAUCAAGGAACUUGUGACGUCAAACCAAGUGCGCGUGCACUAUGAUCCCCAGAAGCCGGUAACACUGGCAACAGAUGCUUCUCCCUAUGGACUGGGAGCCGUGCUGUCUCACGUGAUGCCGGAUGGUUCUGAAAAGCCGAUUGCUUUUGCAUCUAGAUCACUUAGUCAAACAGAGAGGAAGUAUGCACAAAUUGAUAAGGAAGCGCUAGGAUUAGUGUGGGGGAAUUCCAAUACGAUAUUCGAUACAAAAACACAAAGAAACAGCAACGCUGAUGCCUUAUCAAGACCUCCUGUUCUAACAGAAGGCGAAGGAUCCAAUGAAGAGGCUUAUGAUGUAACUGAACUGUAUAUGAUUCAGCAACUUGAAAGCCUACCUGUUAGUAGUAAAGAAGUUCAGAGAGGAACCGUAAAAGACACCACUCUGAAAGUGGUAUAUGACAUGACAGCUUCAGGAUGGCCAGCAUCUGCAAAUAACCUAAGUGAAGAACUGAAAGCAUACUUUUCUCGCAGAAAUGAGAUCUCAAUUUAUCAGGGAUGCUUACUAUGGGGAAUUCGUGUUAUCAUUCCCCAGGACCUUCGUUCGCGUGUCCUAGAGGAACUUCAUGAAGGACACCCGGGAAUUGUCAAGAUGAUAACUGUGGCUCGAAGUUUGGUAUGGUGGCCAGGUAUCGACAAAGACUUAGAAACACUGGUGAAACGCUGCAAGGGUUGCCAGGAGAACCGACCCAUGCCACCAGAAGCACCUGUUCAUCCGUGGGAAUGGCCCCAACGUGCAUGGCAAAGGAUACACGUAGACUUCGCUGGCCCGUUCCAAGGAAACGUUUUUUCGUCGUAG